This is a messenger RNA of Dipodomys spectabilis (banner-tailed kangaroo rat), 1272 nucleotides long. It is a transcript of the gene Gpr83, whose product is annotated as G protein-coupled receptor 83. Gene Ontology annotation, biological process: neuropeptide signaling pathway. The coding region runs from base 1 to 1272 and encodes 423 amino acids. The transcript has 4 exons. Gene Ontology annotation, molecular function: neuropeptide Y receptor activity. NCBI's taxonomy places the organism in Eukaryota, Metazoa, Chordata, Mammalia, Rodentia, Heteromyidae. Gene Ontology annotation, cellular component: membrane. The record is from RefSeq and is a predicted model, not a curated record.
AUGCGCCCGCACUUCUUGCUGCUGCUCCUCCUCCAGGCGGGGGAAGCCGCGGAGCGCGCCGAGGGCCGGGGCCCCGAGCCCAGCGCGGACACGGCCCCGGCGGCGCCCAAUACCUCGCGCUUCUUCUCCUGGAACAACUACAGCUUCUCCGACUGGCAGAACUUCGUGGGCCGGAGGCGCUACGGGGCCGAGUCCCAGAACCCCACGGUCCAAGCCCUGCUCAUCGUGGCGUACUCCUUCAUCAUCGUCUUCUCGCUCUUCGGCAACGUGCUGGUGUGCCAUGUCAUCUUCAAAAACCGGCGCCUGCACUCGGCCACCAGCCUCUUCCUCGUCAACCUGGCGGUGGCCGACCUCAUGAUCACGCUGCUCAACACCCCCUUCACGCUGGUUCGGUUUGUGAACAGCACGUGGGUGUUUGGGAAGGGAAUGUGCCAUGUCAGCCGCUUCGCCCAGUACUGCUCCCUGCAUGUCUCAGCACUGACACUGACAGCCAUUGCUGUGGACCGCCACCAGGUUAUUAUGCAUCCCUUAAAACCCCGGAUCUCCAUCACUAAGGGCGUCAUCUACAUUGCUGUGAUCUGGAUCAUGGCUACCUUCUUUUCACUCCCACAUGCAAUCUGCCAGAAGUUGUUUACCUUCAAGUACAGCGAGGACACUGUACGCUCACUAUGCCUGCCAGACUUCCCAGAGCCAGCCGACCUCUUCUGGAAGUACCUGGACCUAGCCACCUUUAUCCUGCUCUACAUCCUCCCCCUCGUCAUCAUCUCUGUGGCCUACACGCGCGUGGCCAAGAAGCUGUGGCUGUGCAAUGCAAUUGGUGAUGUGACCACGGAGCAGUACCUUGCUCUGCGGCGCAAAAAGAAGAAGACCAUCAAGAUGCUGAUGCUGGUGGUAGUCCUCUUCGCCCUCUGCUGGUUCCCCCUCAAUUGCUAUGUCCUCCUCCUCUCCAGCAAGGUCAUCCACACCAAUAAUGCGCUCUACUUUGCUUUCCACUGGUUUGCCAUGAGCAGCACCUGCUACAACCCCUUCAUCUAUUGCUGGCUGAACGAGAACUUCAGGGUUGAGCUAAAGGCAUUAUUGCGCAUGUGUCAAAGGCCUCCCAAGCCUCAAGAAGAAAGAAUGCCCUCCCCAGUGCCUUCCUUCAGGGUGGCGUGGACAGAGAAGAGCCAUGGUCGGAGGGUUCUGCUAGCCAGUAACCUCUUGCCUGCUACCCAGCUCCAAUCUGGGAAGACAGAUCUGUCAUCCGUGGAACCAGUUGUGGUGAUGAAUUAG